This is a messenger RNA of Acanthochromis polyacanthus (spiny chromis), 1750 nucleotides long. RefSeq names its product NPR2 like, GATOR1 complex subunit (gene nprl2). Lineage: Eukaryota; Metazoa; Chordata; Actinopteri; Pomacentridae. The coding region runs from base 324 to 1469 and encodes 381 amino acids. The transcript is spliced from 11 exons. Gene Ontology annotation, molecular function: GTPase activator activity. Gene Ontology annotation, biological process: cellular response to amino acid starvation; positive regulation of autophagy; negative regulation of TORC1 signaling. Gene Ontology annotation, cellular component: vacuolar membrane; GATOR1 complex. The record is from RefSeq and is a predicted model, not a curated record.
UUUGCGUCCGUAAGUAACGCAGAGUCCCUGAAGGCAGCAGUAUUGUUGUUCCUACGUGCAUGGAUGUGGUGAAUUGUUGGAGAAUUUGACAUAUGGGACGGACAGACGUUGGUUAAAUUAAUAAACAGCUUAUUUGUUAGGCCGUUGUUUAACGUUAGAACUACCUCAAUGUAUUUUAAAAUUAGUCACUAGCCGGUGUUUCAACGGUAAAGCUGGAAGCUAGCGUGAGCUGUUAUUCAGCUGAAGGUAAACAGGGAAGACACUCAACAGACUGAAACCGUGUUUUUAUACCUCUGAAUGAGGGUGUCUUGGCCAAGAAAAGUAUGAUGGGCAUGCCCACUCGAAUAGAGUGUAUAUUUUUUAGUGAGUUUCAUCCUACUCUGGGCCCAAAGAUAACAUAUCAGGUCCCAGAGGAAUACAUUUCACGGGAGCUCUUUGACACAGUUCAAGUUUAUAUUAUCACCAAGCCAGAACUACAAAACAAAUUAAUAACAGUCACUGCUAUGGGAAAGAAGCUAAUCGGCUGUCCUGUGUGCAUCGAACAUAAAAAGUAUAGCCGAAAUGCCCUCCUCUUUAACCUCGGCCUAGUUUGCGACGCCCAGACCAAUACGUGUGCCCUCGAGCCGAUUGUCAAGAAGCUGUCUGGAUACCUCACAACUCUGGAGCUGGAGAGUGGCUUUAUAUCUAAUGAGGAGAGCAAGCAGAAACUUUUACCGAUCAUGUCGACCUUGUUAGAAGAACUGAACGCCACAGGAGCCUGCACAUUACCCAUAGAUGAGUCUAACACCAUCCACCUAAAGCUCAUCCAGCUGCGAAAGGAUCCCCCGAUAGUCCAGGAAUACGAUGUGCCUGUCUUCACCCAGUGCAAAGACCAUUUUAUCAAAUCUCAGUGGGACCUCACCACUCAACAGAUCCUGCCCUACAUCGAUGGCUUUAGACACAUUCAGAAAAUCUCUGCUGAAGCGGAUGUAGAGCUGAAUCUCGUUCGCAUCGCGGUGCAGAAUCUCCUGUAUUAUGGAGUAGUGACUCUGGUGUCAAUAUUCCAGUACUCUAAUGUGUACUGCACCACUCCCAAAGUCCAGAGCCUCAUAGAUGACAAGUCCAUUCAGGAGGAGUGUCUCAACUACGUUACUAAGCAGGGUCAGAAGCGUGCCAGCCUCAGAGAUGUGUUCCAGCUGUACUGUGGUCUGAGUCCAGGAACCACAGUCCGAGACCUUUGCUCCCGCUACUCGCUGCAACUUCAAAGGGUUGAUGAGAGGAGGCUUAUCCAGUUUGGACUGAUGAAGGCUCUCAUUCGACGGCUGCAGAAGUAUCCUGUGAAGGUGAUCCGAGACGAGAGAAGCAGGCCGCCUCGACUCUACACCGGUUGUCAUAGUUAUGAUGAGAUCUGCUGCAAAACAGGGAUUAGCUACCAGGAGCUGGAUGAACGUUUGGAAAAUGAUCCCAACAUCAUCGUGUGCUGGAAGUGACACGAAGCCAUUGGACUGAAAGACACAGAGAUGCCUCAACCAAAGAUGCCUUUAGUGAGAGGAGCAUAGGGUUUUGUAAUUUUGUUUGCUUAGUUCUUUUUUAAAGCAAUCUUGAAUCUUUUCAUAAAGAACUGGAAUCAACAGGUCUUCAAGUCCAAUGAUGAAGGUGAAUACUGUACACAGGAAAAUAGUGUUUAUGAUGCAAAAAUUAGUCUGGCUGUCUAUCAGCCCUGCUUACCUUGUUAUAUACAUUAUUAAAUUAAACUAAAGCUAAAAAUGUC